UGCGACAGCUUACGUUAAAAAAUAGCACUUGACUUUUUAAUAAUAACAGGGUGUAUUUCCAACAUUCAACAACAAAAGAUGGACAGAAAAGUUAUAUUUGUUUGUCUUUGCGUGACCGUCUUUUCUUCCUUGAUCUCCUUCUCCCAGGGUGGUUUUUGCAGCAGAAUUCAACAUCAUUACUCUUUUCAACGUUACUGUGCAUACCAUACCUGGUUCGGAUGCCUACAUUACGGAUACCUACCAAUAUCAGUUUCCGACGUUGUGAUGGGAUGCUGUACUGGUUUUGAAGGAAGUGACUGUAGAACGCCAAUCUGCCAGACACCAUGUGAACCUGGGUAUAUGUGUACUUCUCCGGAUGAUUGUACUGUAGAUACAACUUUAAUCGGCACUACGAACGCCCCCAUCAAUACCAAUACUGCGGUCAAUGAAACUACCAGUGCUACUGUUGAACCUAGUAAUAGUCCCAGUACUGAGCCAAGUGAAAAUGUCAACUAGCUGAUGUCCUUGAUUCUCUUAAAUUAGUUUGGGAGCAUCGCUCACUCAUCAAACGGCAACAAUGUAAAAUGUAACUCGCAGUCUUUGUUUUUUUUUAAUACAAUACGCAAAUGAAUAAAUGUCAAUGCAUUCAACAAUCGAUUCGGAUUCUUAAUUCUAACGAAAACGAAUAAUAUAAUGUUGCUUUCUAAAUUUAAUUACAGUGGGGUUUUUUGUGUGGUUUUUUUUGUAGUAACAUUCUCUGUUUAAUUCUGUUGUCAAUAUCACAAGAGGUAACAGGAAUAAUAUUGGAAUAUUAUGUAUAUACCAAGCUUCUUAAUAUGAAGAAUGUAUGAUUACGUUAAAUGUAUCAUGUGUUCAAUGGUGAAAUUUUACAGGAAUCUUAUUAAUGAUUCAAAUGUCGACUACCAAAUAUAUUAUAUUUGGCAAGAACAAAUGUACAUGUACAUUAAUUGUAUAUUGAGACUUCAUAUAAUUGUCCAUUAAAAAAAGUUAUACAUCAGUAGAUAUUCUUGAUAAUGUACAAAUAAUCAAACAAUAUGAGUGUGUAGACUAUCGUUUUUAAGAUCGCGCGGAUGCAUAUCUUUUACUAUUAAAAGCCAUUAUGUAUAUAUAAAAUAUACCGGUAUGAAGAAUUAGGUCUGAGGAGGA
Magallana angulata is the source of this 1146-nucleotide messenger RNA. RefSeq lists its product as uncharacterized. NCBI's taxonomy places the organism in Eukaryota, Metazoa, Mollusca, Bivalvia, Ostreida, Ostreidae. Bases 79 to 495 code for a protein of 138 amino acids. The record is from RefSeq and is a predicted model, not a curated record. The transcript has 5 exons.